AUGCCGAAUUAUCAAUUGUUAUGUAUUUUCAAAAAUUUACCUAAACCUGAAUUGAUGACGGGAAUAAAAGCAGCAGCGACUUGUAUCCUGGAUCAUAAUGGUAUCAUAAAAUCAUUCGAAAAUCUUGGCUUACGUCGACUACCCAUCCGUUUGUUUGGUAAUGAUAUGCAAACUUAUCGCGAAGGCCAUUACGUAUUCAUAAAUUUUAUUUCUGGAACAACGAAACUUUAUGAAAUGAUGGCUGCACUCAAACGCGAGAGUGAUAUUUUACGUCGAGUUAUUUCAAAUGACGAUCAAGUGAAUGAACAGCAUGUUUGUCAUUGUGAUAAAUAUGGCUACUUCGUCACGGACAUUGUUGACUAUACUAAACCAAUAACCGUUUGGAAUAAGAAGAUUACAGAUCCAUUACAACGGAGUUAUGUCACUAUCCAACUGUAUUUCAACGAAGAUUUUCAAGACGAAGAAACAAGUUUUGUUCAUCCGACCAAAUCCUCUCAUGGAGAUUCACCGGUAAUCAACGAUCGAGAAUACACAUUUGGCAAAGAUGCUCUGUACCAACCUAAUUGA
This is a messenger RNA of Adineta ricciae, 567 nucleotides long. The record is from the annotation of a GenBank genome assembly. Lineage: Eukaryota; Metazoa; Rotifera; Eurotatoria; Adinetida; Adinetidae.